Ictalurus punctatus (channel catfish) is the source of this 2493-nucleotide messenger RNA. It is a transcript of the gene arfgap1, whose product is annotated as ADP-ribosylation factor GTPase activating protein 1. Gene Ontology annotation, biological process: regulation of ARF protein signal transduction; regulation of endocytosis. The record is from RefSeq and is a predicted model, not a curated record. The transcript is spliced from 13 exons. Bases 283 to 1527 code for a protein of 414 amino acids. Lineage: Eukaryota; Metazoa; Chordata; Actinopteri; Siluriformes; Ictaluridae. Gene Ontology annotation, molecular function: GTPase activator activity. Gene Ontology annotation, cellular component: Golgi membrane.
UUCACUUCCGCUACCGGUGUGACGUCACGCACGGGUUUUCUACUGCCAACGCAGCAAAGCAAAAAACCCCACAGAUCUAUACAUUAGAGACGUGAUGACGUCGUAGCGCUUUAAUGUAAAGACACAGGGUUAUACACAAGCUGUGUGUGGAUGGACAAUAAGCGAUAAAGCGGAAUUAUUUUUAUAGAAUAGUCUUUAAAUCAGCUCUUUCUCUCAGAUCCAGCAGCUACACCAUCAUCAUCCUCCUCCUCACCCUCAGUCCGGGGCUUCUUCACUGAUCAGAUGGCGAGUCCCCGAACCCGACGUGUUCUGAAGGAAGUCAGGACCGAUGAUGGAAAUAAUAUAUGUUUUGAAUGUGGGGCGUUUAACCCUCAGUGGGUCAGUGUGACGUACGGAAUAUGGAUCUGUCUGGAAUGUUCCGGAAAACACAGAGGACUCGGAGUUCACCUCAGCUUUGUGCGCUCGGUGUCGAUGGAUAAGUGGAAGGAUGUGGAGCUGGAGAAGAUGAAGGCUGGAGGAAACCAGAAGUUCCGUCUGUUUCUGGAGCUGCAGGAGGAUUUCAACCCCAACUGGAGCUUACAGGAGAAAUACAACAGCCGAGCUGCAGCACUGUUCAGGGACAAAGUGGCCACUGAGGCAGAAGGUAAAGAGUGGACAAUUGAAAACUCUCCCGCUAAAAACUGGACUCCUCAUCAGCCCAAGACCGCUCUGUCAUCAUCACACCGCAGUGCAGCAGGUUCGGCUCAUAUGUCCUCACACUCUGAUAAAGCGUUUGAGGACUGGCUCAGUGACGACGUGAACUCUUACCAAGGCGGAGGAGGCGGGGCUCAGGAGAAUCGUUACGUGGGAUUUGGGAACACGCCGAAUCCUCCGAAAAAGGACGAGGACUUCAUCAAUAACGCCAUGUCCUCCAUUUACUCAGGCUGGAGCAGUUUCACAGUUGGAGCCAGUAAAUUUGCAGCAGCUGCAAAAGAUAAUACAGCGAAACUGGCCAGUCAGGCGUCUCUAAAGGCAGCUGCAUUAGGCCAAACUUUAAACGAAAGUGUUAUCAAACCCACUCAGGAGAAGGUUAAAGAUGGAAAGUUGUUUGAUGAAGUCACCGUCAGCUUCAAUGACAUUGCCUCCAAGGUUCAGGAUGCUGGAGCGAAAGGUUGGAAGGACAUGAGCUCAUUCUUCAGUGGAAAACCAGCUGAUGCUGCUGAUGGUCCUGCAGAGGGCGACGUUUAUGACAGCAGCGCUGCCGGAUAUCAGAACAGCGACGGCGUCGAUCGUGGGUUCUGGGAUUCGUUCGGAGCUGAAGCUAACAGCAAGACCAAAAAGUCCCCGAGCAGUGAGAGCUGGACCCACGUGGAGAACUCGGGCGGGAAGAAGAGCUCGGACAGCUGGGAGAACUGGGGCUCCGACAACAAACACAGCACCGGGGACAACUGGGAGAACUGGGAGAACCACUGGGAGAACGGUGGAGACAACAAGAACAAGAAGAGCCCUAAAGCUGACGAGGAGGGGUGGGACGACGCUAACUGGUAGAACAGCUGGUUUAAGCGUGUAAAUGUGAACUGGAGGAAAAAUAAACAUCUCAUUAUUCCUGUUCUGAUCUCACACUCCAAAUCAUCACCACACACAUCUCUACAAACGCUACAGCUCACCAUGAGUCAGCACUUUCCUACUACAGCCGCCAUUGUGGCUCUGUCCCAAACUGUACAAUUCACCAUUAGAAGUUAUACUACAAUGUCGGCCAUUUUGGCUCCGUCCCAAAUGCUAGAAUUUGACAACUUUUAUUUGUCUCGUAAUAAAUUGUGUAGCGUUAGCUUUUAGUGCAGAAAGUGCGCUAACAUGACUAAUGCUAGUUAGCGAGUAAUAAAUGGUGCAUGACAGGUCGCUAGCUAGCGCUAGUGUUACCAUAGCAACGACACAAACAUGACCUAUAAUCAGAAUAAUGAAGACAGACAGCGGUCAUUUUCUUUCUCUCUCUCACACUCACUCAUUCACACACACACACACACACACACACACACACACACGUACAUGCUGCCUCAUGCUGAUGUAUUGUACACCUGAGUAUCAUCUCGAUCUCUCUCUCACACACACACACACAGGUGUUAGAGAUGUGUGUAUUUGAAUGCUCCUAUUUAAAUCAUGUUGUAUAAAUAUUGUUAUGCAGGUUGUUGUUUGUGUGUUUGAAGAUAAUAAAUUCAGAUGAAAGUGUAAUUCAUGUUAAUGAUUUAAAUUCCUGCACGUAUUAAAACUGUGUUUGCUGUAAAAUAUUGAGCUUUUCCUCUUAUUCUAAUAUUUUACACAUGUAAAGUUGCAGAAGCAAAAACUUUUCCUCCUGAAUAUAAACAAAUGUUUUUAUUGUUCAGUUCAGAGAUUUAGUGUUAAUGUGGUGUUUAUUCCUUCUCUUUAUUUAUCAUUUCAUUUCUGUCUGAAAAAUAUCCAGAUGUUUAUAAAAGUGUUGAAAAUGAAAUCAUAAUAAAGACUGGAUUCUGUAUUUUA